Messenger RNA from Sphenostylis stenocarpa, 534 nucleotides. NCBI's taxonomy places the organism in Eukaryota, Viridiplantae, Streptophyta, Magnoliopsida, Fabales, Fabaceae. The record is from the annotation of a GenBank genome assembly.
AUGGAGAAAAACACUGUUGAUUAUAGUCCUUUGCUUACUCCUCGUGGUGAUGAAAAUGCAAGCAAGACAGCAUCAUCUUCUCUUCCUGUGAAGGGCUUGUUUUCAAAAUGGACUAAUCUCAACCGUGAUUCACAGUUCAAAGCCAACAGUGUGUUGUGUUUUGCACGAAGCAUUUUUGUGGUCUUCACUGCCCCAUUGCUCAUAAUUGCAUUUCUUGCCAUUGCACACCUAAAUCUUACUGGGGAGGAUCAGCUUCAAGGGAAGAAGAGUUCCAAAUAUCCAAGUAUCCGCCUAUGGACAUUUCCUGUGCUUAUCAAAGGACCAUUUGGGGUUGUUUCUGCCGCAGAGCUCAUUGGGAUUGUCCUCUUUCUGCUGUAUGUUGUCUGGGCUACUUAUGUUUAUACUGUGGAGGCCCUUGGGCUUAUCUCUGAAACUCAUCAGUUAUCCUCUAAAGCCAAAAGAUUUAACAAUGAUGAACAUGAUAAAGCUGAUUUCCCUGAUUUACUUGAACUUUUUCAGCAUAUUCAUGAUUGA